Cetraspora pellucida is the source of this 597-nucleotide messenger RNA. The record is from the annotation of a GenBank genome assembly. Lineage: Eukaryota; Fungi; Glomeromycota; Glomeromycetes; Diversisporales; Gigasporaceae.
AUGUCUGAAUUUAAUUUUAAUCAACAUUGUCAACAAUUUAUCGAAAAUAUUAAUGAAACUCAUAGUGUUUUUAAUAAUUCUUUAGCUCUUAUUCAACAUUAUAAAGCAGUGAUAUCUUCUUAUGAAACACAUAAUCGUUAUUUAGUAAAUCUAUAUAAUAGAGCUUAUAAAUAUUUUGGCAUAUCUUGGGAAGUUUUUGUUGAAAAUAACGAAGAUUAUGAUUAUUUUGAAAGAGAAGUAAUCAAUCAGAAUCCAGAAGAAGGUGAAGAAUUAGUUGAAAUUGAGGAAAAAAUUGAAGAAAAUGUUGAGAAAAACUUAAAUUUCGAUGGACAAAAUAUCAUUUCAAUAAGUGAUGAUGACGAUAGUGCAUGUAGUUGUAUUGAGUAUGGAGGUAGUUGUGAGGAUUGUUUCAUUAAAAAGGAACAUAAUGAAAAUUAUCGUACUGCCAAUUCGAAUAAUUUUUAUUAUGAAAGUGAUGAUGAUGGGUAUGAAGAGUUUUUACAAAAGAGAGAAUAUAAUAGUUACGAUAGUUAUUUAGAAGAUAAAAACAUCCAGAAUUUUGAAUAUUACAUGUCACAACGUUCUCAACUUAAAUAA